CCUACGGAAAGACUGGCCUCCCCAGUCAUCCUACAGAAGAACUGGCCUCCCCCAGUCAUCCUACAGAAGGACUGGUCUCCCCCAGUCAUCCUACAAGGAACUGGUCUCCCCCAGUCAUCCUACGGUGCAUUCCUCUGGGGCAGAGGAAUCAUCAAUUGACAGAAGUCUCUGGCACCUCUGCUAAAAUCUGGUGUCCACAUCUCUCCUGCCAGUUUAAUGAUCUCUGUAAAGAACUCUGAACUCCAUGACGACAUCCAGGCAACGAAACACAACGCUAAGAGUAGCAGAAACCAUACAGUGUGCAAGAGGUUACAUAGUCCCAUGUGUCUUUCCCCUGUGGUGAACGUGAAGCUCCUGAGAUCUGGUACACAACCGAAGAGGAUGAAUGGAAAGAAAGAUGCUGAAGACCCAGGGUCUGACGUGAGGAGUCCACCGUCUCCUACAGAGUUACAGAGUGACGAGCCUUUGAACAACGGGAUGCUGAAAGAUUGUGAUCGCCCAGUCCAUGUUCUACAACACCAGGAUAUGAAAGCUGAGCGUAAGCAUCCUACAACCACCGACUGCAUCUCUGAGUCAAGGUCUGAGUCCCAGCUGACAGAUGAAGGGUCUGAGAAACUAGGUGGAAAAGCCCAGACUGAGAUGAUCAGUACUAGAARCGGGCGUGUCAGGAAGAGUCUUGUUAGAUCAAACACAGUCCAAACCAGCUCAGUGAAAGACGGCGCGGCUCUCAGGGACGGCCAGCAAACCGUUUCAUGUAAAGUUAUUAUUGAAAGACUCAGCCCUGACAUGAGGGAAGGGAUCAGGCCAGUCUUGCCUGUGGGCCACUUCCCAGAACCCACAGCAGCCUUGCCUGUGGGCCGCUCCCCAGAACCCACAUGGAAAGUUCCUAUUGGGAAGGUUCGCUUUGAAGUGGGUCCUCCACUACGUCCUCUUCUGAUGCCUCUCACUGUAACUCCUCCGAGACCGGUAAAACCUGGCAAUCCAAGACAGGGGAUUGGUAAACUGUCCUKUCCCYCACCAAUGGCAGGACCUCUUUCCCCUGUGGGGUCYCAAACAGCACCYGAUGGUCAGAUGUUGAGCUCCCCGUCUCGAACCACCCCUUCCUCACCACUACAGUUUGGUUCAGCCACUCCUAAACACGCUGUUCCUGUUCCAGGGAGACUUCCUGCCUUCAGCCCCUCCUCUUCCUCCACUAGUCCCGCCCAGGAGAACUCCAUGAGGAUUCUAGACAGCAUGUAUCCAGAACUGUCUGCMCGUGCCUGGACCCUCAGUAUCCUCCGAGGAAACCUCUGUAUGUCUGCUGCUGAGACGGGGACAACACCCUCCAGCUCUGUCAGUCAGAUAUCUGGCUUCAAAACCAUCAACUCCUCGUCCACGGCUUUCACCAAAACAGARCAAAGAGGGAAGCGAAGUGGAGUCAACAUGCUUCUACCAAAGAGUGCCAAAAGACUGAGGCUKGAUAACUGCUCYCCCGGCCCUGCCGGGGCGACGGCAGGCCCUGCUGCUAAGGAGAUAUCCUCCACGACAUCAGCCAGUCCUGACCGACUGCUCAGGACACCUCAACAUGGGAGUUCUUCACAGCCUACAGAGAAGGAGAAACUGGUUGGGAAACCAGCAGGCGAAGCCUCCGUAUCCCAGGCCUUAGAGAAGAUAGCAGCCCAGUGUUUUGACCUGUUGCCUGUCAUCAAGAGUCACCUGUUUGUUGGGAAUCUGUCUAGGAAGCCUGUGUUACGGGAUGAGGAGAAGGCGGUCCUCUCUGAGUUCUCAAACAAUCAGGUUAGUCACGUACAGCUUUGCCUCGGCGUCUUGACUAAGCUGAAGACUGAGAGGACCCAGCUGCCUGGGUCUCACCUCCAGGCUCUGGUUAGAGUCUACACUGCUCUGUGCCGACAGAGGAGGGACUGGGACAGAGCACACAUCCUGGCCUACAGCAUCCUUAGAGAAGAUUUGCCUGAGUCAGCCAAGCUGGUUCUGUUCAUGGUGACCACGUGGCCCAAUGUGUUCUCCUGCAGGACUGUAGUGUGCCAGGCCAUCCACACGGUCACCAAGGUCAAAGCUCAAGGAGAGGUGCUCCACUGCCUAACUGCUUACCUGGGAUGGGAGAAGAGUCCUCCUAGUGACGUGGAUCAGUUGGUUUCCCGUACGUUGACGUCCGUCAGAGAUGCAGCUGAGAUGACCUUCCAGAAACACCCGCGACAGGGAGAGGACCUGAACCCUGUUGCCUGGCAACACAUCUUCACCCUGGAGCUGCUCUGCUCUCAAACACACUGGCAGUGGACCCAUGACAACCUACUGAGUAAAGAGCUGUGGCCGGUAAUGAACUCCUGGGUGACCCAGCCCAGAUCCAGACAAACACCCAUCCAGGAUGUCACUGUGGCUGCAGUCCUCAGACUCAUAGGACGCCUUGGGCAGCUGGGGAUAAAGGAGCGAUGUGGCUCGUCUGUGAAGAACAUCGCCAGGGUCAUCAACACGUUCGCCAGACAUGGACAGUCAGAAGGUGUUCCCUGGGAGGUCCAGCUGGCAGCUGUCUAYACCGUCUACGACCUGUCGCCUAGCAACCCCAAGGAGGCUCUGGCUGCGCUGGCGUCAUGGCGAGGAGAGACCACCCAGCCCGUCCCCCCCGCUGUCACCAGCUGCAUCACACAGAUCGCCUCGCUCUGCCGACACAUCAAACCCUAGUCCCUAAAACCUAGCUCCUAAUCCCUAGUCCUUAACCCCUCCACACUCCUAACCUCUAGCUCCUAAUCCCUAGUCCUUAACCCCUCCACACUCCUAAUCCCUAGCUCUUAACCCCUAGUCCCUAGUCCUUAACCCCUAGUCCCUAAUCCCUAGCUCCUAAUCCCUAGCUCCUAAUCCCUAGCUCCUAACCCCUAGCUCCUAAUCCCUAGUCCUUAACCCCUCCACACCCCUAAUCCCUAGUCCUUAACCCCUUCACACACCUAAUCCCUAGCUCCUAACCCCUAGCU
Salvelinus sp. IW2-2015 is the source of this 2966-nucleotide messenger RNA. RefSeq names its product KIAA0947-like (H. sapiens) (gene ice1). The record is from RefSeq and is a predicted model, not a curated record. Lineage: Eukaryota; Metazoa; Chordata; Actinopteri; Salmoniformes; Salmonidae.